Anopheles coustani is the source of this 2475-nucleotide messenger RNA. Its product is annotated as neuroglobin-like. Bases 802 to 1443 code for a protein of 213 amino acids. Gene Ontology annotation, molecular function: oxygen binding; heme binding. The transcript has 3 exons. Lineage: Eukaryota; Metazoa; Arthropoda; Insecta; Diptera; Culicidae. The record is from RefSeq and is a predicted model, not a curated record.
AGGAAGCAAGAACGUACGGAAGUGGCAAAAGGACGUGACAAAAGAGUCGGAGAAACGGAAGCUUUAAAUAGAACACCAUUAUUACAUCGAAGCAGGUGGUGACCGGGUCGCAACCAUGACGAAGGUCCUUUAAGCGAAACUAAACAAAAGCAAAAACAACAAGAAAAUCUAACACAACAAGCAAAAGCACAAUCGAUACAAUUGCGGAAGAGGAUUCUGGAGAAGAGAGUGAAACGGAAAAAAGGAUCGAAAAAGGAGAGCUGAAGCAAGCAAGUGGAAAUUGCUGGAUUAUUUUGUGACAAAACUGUGCGCCGGGUGAAACUCUUGGAUCUAUUUUUCCCACCUUCUUCAGUCGGUGCUAUCGCUGAGCAACUUAAUUUGUAGCUCCCGUCGGGAGCGCCAGCCGAUUGGGGAAUUUUCGUGUUGAUUGUGUUUGUUCGUGGAAGUGAGGUGUAAAAUGGUUCCAACAAAAAUGUCCAGGAGGUAAAGUACGAGCAGCAGCAUCCUUGUGUAGAGGCUAUCAAUCACACUCGGAAACAUUGCCUAGUGUGAAAGAAAAGAAAAGAAUUAUAAAAGGCAGUUUUGUAAAGAACAAAAAUAUAUGAGUAAAUAAGUGAUAAACCCCCGAACUAUUACAUUCCACUUCACUUGGUUGCGAAAGUGAACUAUACUAAAGACCGAAACAAAUAACAUACCAAAGUGUUACAGAAGAAGACAAUUUUUAGGAAAAAUAAUCAAAAACCGUUGCACAAAACAACACAAAACACAAAAAAGUAAAUAAACAAACACAAAAAAGAAAACAUGGGUUGUGAACUUACAAAGCUAGCGAGCAGUAGCAAUGGAAGCAAUUCGAAGAGCAACAACGUGCCGAGCCUGGACGCGUGCGGGCCCCCGCCGGUGGACAGCCGGUUGCCCCUCACCGCCAAACAGAAGUACACGAUGGUGGCCUCCUGGAAGGGCAUCAGCCGAGCGAUGGAGACGACCGGAAUCACCAUGUUCAUCAAGUUGUUCGAGGAGCACGCGGACCUGUUGAACAUGUUCGCCAAGUUCAAGGAGCUGAAGACCAAGGAGGAGCAGGCCACCUCCGAGGAGCUACAGGAGCACGCGAACAAGGUGAUGAACACGCUGGACGAGGGCAUCCGCGGGCUGGACGACCUGGACACGUUCUUCGAGUUCAUCCAUCAGGUCGGCGCCUCCCAUCGGCGCAUUCCCGGCUUCAAGCAGGAGUAUUUUUGGCGCAUCGAGGAACCGUUCCUGUCGGCCGUCUCGACCACGCUCGGCGAUCGCUACACGCAAAACGUCGAGGGUAUCUACAAGCUCACUAUCAAGUUCAUCAUCGAAACGCUGGUGGCGGGCUACGAAGCAAGUGCCAACAACAACGUCGACAGCACGACCACGUCCAGCAGUACGGCGAAGGUGGACGACUCGAAGCGGGCGUCCUGAGCGCCCUAAACGCAUCGAGCGGGCGCCGGUUUUGCAAGUAAAAAAACGCGAAAAAGUAGAAGGACAUUUUCCAAAACACUCCACCCCCCCCAAAGUGGUGAUCCUAUUCGGGCGUUUUUUUUUUGUUUUUCCUAUCAACUUUCGCACAAAGUUUACAAUUGAUCCGUUGGGAUGGUUGGCAGCAUCGAUGGGAAAGCUUGCGACACGCCACACCGUAGGACAAGAGGAACCUGUCGCUUUUGGAGUAGAAAACCAUUUCGGAAAAAGUCCUAGCGCCCUCCCCCAGGGGGUAUAUGGCCUGAAGGUACAUUAUCGAAAUCGUCGUCCCCGUCGUUCGCCGUUAGACAGAGCAUUUGUAGAAGUAAUCGUGUCGUGUAGAGAGCUCCCUUGUUGUCUCGUGAGAGGGAGAAGGCACGGUACUGGCAGGGGGCCGGUUGUUUGGAUUGUCGGCCCUAUUUGUCGGUACAAAAUAUCAUUUAAUAGUGAGAGGAAAAGCAAGUGUUUUCCAAUCGGCGGUGUGAUUUAUUUUAUGUCUAUUUAUUUUUGAGGGGGACCAGCUCCCCAAACCGUGGGCCGAACGAGUGACUGUUGGAUUGAAGUGUCCUGAAAAAAAAAACAGCUUCGAACGUCAGCAUGCGCGCUCGAGCACAUGGCAGGACAAUUGUGGAAUCGUCGUGGGCAUUCCGCAGCAUUGACCGUUGAUCAUCAGCCUUAAAAUGAAAACAAAAAGAAAAGAAAAGAAAAGAAAAAAUUACAUAAAAUAAUAUGAGUAUGAAUAACGAUAAUACUAGUACUGAUAAUAAAACUAGAAGCGAAAAGUAGUUCGGACAAAUGAUACCGAUUGCGAAUGCUAUCACCGUUGCUCUGCACGAAAUCAUCAAGCAGAGCAGAAGAAAAUCAUCACAAAGAAUAGAACAAACUUAAGAAUUCACAUAUUAAAAUUAUAAAAAAAUAAAAACACGAACACACUUACACCGACACCACACACAAAUAUAUUGGUUAAUAAAAAAGAUGAUAGAAGCGGUGAAAAAA